AUGGAAGAUUGUUACUGCAACCUUGAAGUUGAUGUUAAUGGAGAAGAAACCUUCAUGGUCAAUAAGACUAUUGUUACUGAGUAUUCAAGAAAAUUGGCUAAAGUAUUUGGAAAAUCAAGUGGUUGUAGUGGAAAGCUUAAGGUAAUAUUUCAUGAUUUUCCGGGAGGCGCGGAAGGUUUCGAGCUUAUGUUAAGAUUUUGUUAUAACAAUGGAAAUGCUGAGUUAAGUCCUUCGAAUCUGUUACUCGCGCGUACUGGUGCUGAAUAUAUGGAGAUGAAUGAAUCUGUCAAAAAUGGUUCUAACUUAAUGGAUCAAACUGAAAAGUCGCUUAGAGGGAUUGGUUAUUGGUCGUGGUCGGAGAUUUUGAUUGGUUUGAAGCAAUGUCAGAGUUUACUAGUUGAAGAUUCUUCUGUGAUGGUAGAGAGGUGUAUGGAUGCUGUGGUUGGGAGGUUGGUUUUGGCUAGUGAAGCAAGCCCGUGUCCAUCGAGUUGUUCUAAUGAUAGUUCAGGGAUUCGGUUUUCGUGUGACUCGAAAAGUACUGAGAGUAUUAAGACGAGUUUCACUCGUUCCACAUGGUGGUUUGAAGAUCUCUUGUUUUUGACUCCCCCGAUGGUUCUCAUGUUGGUAAAAUCGAUGCUUUCGAGUAAGUUGGAUCAUCAUGUUAUAAGCAGGUUUCUUCUCUUUUAUCAGAAGGCGAAAUUAUCGAAGGCUUCUACAGAUGAGAAAUGCAAAGUCAUAGAAAUGGUGAUAGAUAUGCAUUAUGAGAUGGACCCGAGUUCUGUUUCUCUCAAGACAUUAUUCGGGAUUGUUCGGGUAACUUUGUGUUUGAACAUAAGUAAAAAUUGUAGGAACAAGUUGGAGAUUAUGAUUGGUUCGCAAUUGGACCAAGUAACCUUGGACAAUUUACUUGUUCCAUCUCCCUAUGGAAUAAACUACUUAUAUGAUGUGAACCUUGUUCUGAGAUUUUUGAAAGCAUUUCUGCGCCAAGGAAACGGUGCGGCCGCUCCCAUUCGGAUGAGGAAAGUUGCUAACUUAAUAGAUUUGUAUAUAGCUGAAAUAGCUCCUGAUCCUUGCUUAAAAACUUCCAAGUUUUUCGCUCUUGCCACAGCUCUGCCAGAUUCUGCUAGGGAUUCUUGUGAUGACCUCUACCAUGCAAUGGACAUGUAUCUUGAGGUUCAUACUCAAUUAUCACAAGAAGAAAGAAUAAAGAUAUGCUGUGGUUUAAACUAUGAGAAGCUUUCACCUCAAGCAUGCUUACACCUUUCAAAGAACACAAAAUUUCCAUCAAAAUCAGCAGUUCAAGCUCUCAUAUCUCAGCAAUCUAAGCUCAAAAACUUACUCCAAGCUACUACUCCCAUUUCAACUCCAUACAGCGAUUCAUCGUGCGCUUCGGCUCAAAAGAAAGAAAAAGACAAUGAACAAGUUGUGUUGUAUGCAAGCAAUUUCGAUACUCCACCUGAUAACGAGAAACUCAAAGCACAUUUGCAAGGAAUGCAAUGGAGGGUUAUGGAGUUAGAGAAAAUCUGUAGGAAAAUGCAAACUCAGAUGGCUAAGAUGACAAAAUCAAAAGCAUCUAAUAGUUAUGGUAAAUCUUUGCCAAAACUUUGUUCAUGA
Messenger RNA from Vicia faba (fava bean), 1614 nucleotides. The record is from the annotation of a GenBank genome assembly. Lineage: Eukaryota; Viridiplantae; Streptophyta; Magnoliopsida; Fabales; Fabaceae.